AUGUACUAUCAUUUGAUUCUAUCUUUAAUUAAAAUCAAACAAUUUUUAUCUAAAUAUCAUAAUCCAGAUAUUACAUUCAAUGACAUUGUUGGAGUGAUAAAAGUAUAUCCUAGUUUAUGCUGGAAAAUAGAGCCAUUUGUAUUUAAUAAUGGAUCUCGUAAGCUAUUAAUUCAAUUACAGGGAACAAUACCUGUCACUUUCAGAUGUAAUAUCUAUCAUAUACCAAUUUGUAUUUGGGUUAUGGAUACACACCCAAACAAUGCUCCAAUGUGUUAUGUUACACCUACACAAGAAAUGAAAAUCAAAGUUAGUAAUUUUAUUGAUCAUACUGGCAAAAUUUAUUUGCCAUAUUUACAUGACUGGAUUCCACAUAAAUCAGAUUUAGGUAGCUUAAUUCAGGUAAUGAUAUUAAUUUUUGGUGAACAGCCACCAGUUUUUAAAAAACGAAAUACAGAAUUAGUGUUAUCCCAUGAAAUUACAUCACCUUAUCCUAAACAAUCUGUUUCGCAAUUGUUACCACAAAGAGAAUAUAUGCCACAUAUGUUGCAGAAUAUAUAUCCUUCAACUGAUAUUACUUAUCCAAAUUUUCCAUUAUCCGGUUCAACAUCAAAUUAUCCCAUAGUAGGUUAUACCGAACCUUUUCCUCCAUAUUCCUCUGUAAGUAUAUAUAAUUAUUCUAUAUCACCAGCCCUAUCUGGAAAUUCAAGUAGUACUGGAACGAUCACAGAAGAACAUAUAAGAGCAUCUGUCUUAUCAGCAAUUGGUGAUAAACUAAGACGACGACUUCGUGAACAAUUUUCUCAAUUACAAGCAGAACUUGAAACAUUACAACGAACCCAACAAGAAUUAUCAGGUGGCUCUGUCCGCUUAACUGAGUUAUUUGCUAAAUUUCAAAAAGAGAAAAUAGAACUUGAAAAAAAUAUAAGAAUUUUACAAGAUAAGGAAUUAGAAUUACAAAAAGAAAUAAAUAAACUUUCAAAUAACCAAUCGAUUGAUAUUGAUGAAGCAGUAACUACAGUUGCUCCUUUAUAUAAACAAAUGUUGAAUGCUUUUGUGGAAGAAGCUGCUAUUGAAGAUGCAAUUUAUUACCUUGCUGAAGGAUUGCGAAGUAGUAUAAUUGAUCUCGAUGCAUUCCUUAAACAAGUUAGACAAUUAUCAAGAAGACAAUUUAUGCUCAGAGCUUUAAUGUCAUUAUGUCGUCAAAAAGCUGGAUUAACAAGUUAAAAAUUGUAUUAAUUUCACAUCAUAUUUUAUUUAAAAAAUGUAUUUAGUAC
Messenger RNA from Ceratosolen solmsi marchali, 1274 nucleotides. RefSeq names its product tumor susceptibility gene 101 (gene TSG101). Gene Ontology annotation, biological process: protein modification process; protein transport; endosome to lysosome transport. Gene Ontology annotation, cellular component: ESCRT I complex. The coding region runs from base 1 to 1224 and encodes 407 amino acids. Gene Ontology annotation, molecular function: ubiquitin binding. The record is from RefSeq and is a predicted model, not a curated record. Lineage: Eukaryota; Metazoa; Arthropoda; Insecta; Hymenoptera; Agaonidae. The transcript has 10 exons.